AUUAGUUUAUAUUCGGUGACACGUUCAUUAUCAAUAUUUUCUCAUUUCUAGCCGAAAAGUCCAGCCUUUUUGACUUGUUUUUAAUUACUAAUUAGGUUUUGACGUGUCAAAAUUUUAUUAAAAAAUUUAAUUGUUUGUCUUGAAAUUUUGAAAAAAAUAAAAAUAAAUUGUGUUUGAAUAUUAAAAUACAUUUUUUAAAUUUAUUCUUUUUUUUCUAUUAUUUAAAUGGCCUCUUGUGAGUUUAAAAACAGGAUAAAAUGUGUUAUAUUGAUUGGAGGACCUUCGAAAGGCACAAGAUUUCGUCCACUUUCGCUAGAUAUUCCAAAACCAUUAUUUCCAAUUGCGGGAUUACCAAUGAUUCAACAUCACAUUGAAGCGUGUGCAAAAUUAGAAAAUUUAAGUGAAAUUGUAAUAAUUGGUUCAUAUCAUUUUUCAGAAAUACUUGAUUUUAUACAUGAAAUGAAAAAUUUAUAUUCAUUAACAAUAAAUUAUUCACAAGAAUCAACACCACUUGGCACUGCCGGUGGUUUAAAUCGUUUUUGUGGUCAAAAAUGUGAUAAUACAGAAUAUCUUUUUGUAAUGAAUGGCGAUGUUUGUGCUGAUUUUCCACUUCAGGAUUUAUUAAAUUUUCAUUGUGAAAAAAAAGCAUUAAUAACAAUAAUGGCAACUGAAACAACACGACAACAAUCGUCAAAUUAUGGUUGUAUGGUAUUGGAUAAACAUAAUGAGGUUCAUCAUUAUGUUGAAAAACCAUCGACAUUUGUUUCAUCAUUAAUUAAUUGCGGUGUUUAUGUAAUGCAAACGAACAUUUUUCAUGAAAUGUAUCAUUUGUUUAGAACUGAUCAGGAAAAGCAAAAUGUUGGUGAACAUUUAAAUGGUAAUAAUAAUGGUGCAGCAUGCCUUUCUUUGGAAGAAGAUAUAUUUACAAAAUUAGUGGGUACUGGAAGAAUGUUUGCAUUACCUGUGAAAAAUUGGUGGUCACAGGUAAAAACUGCAGGCGCUGCUAUUUAUGCAAAUCGACAUUAUCUUUCACUUUAUCGAGAAAGAAAACCAGAUCGAUUGACAUCAGUUAUAAAUCAUGAAGAUAAAAUUAUUGGCGAUGUUUAUAUUCAUCCUACAGCCACAGUUGAUCCAACAUGUGUGUUGGGUCCCAAUGUUUCGAUAGGAGAAAAUGCAUUUAUUGGUCGUGGCGUGAGAAUAAGAGAGUCAAUUGUCCUUAAUAAUGCAAAAAUUCUUGAUCAUUCAAUUAUUUUGAAUAGUAUCAUUGGAACAUAUUGUUUUGUGGGCGAAUGGGCACGUGUUGAGGGUACACCUUGUGAUCCAAAUCCAAAUAAACCAUUCGCCAAAAUGGAGAAUCCACCAUUAUUUAAUGAUAAUGGAAAACUCAAUCCGGCGAUUACAAUUCUCAGUUCUAAUGUGAAUUUAGCAAGGGAAAAAUUUGUAUUAAAUUCCGUUGUGCUACCACAUAAAAAGCUCACGAGAAACUACAAAAAUGAAAUUGUUCUUUAAAUUAUAGAUAGAAAAAAUAUAUUUUAAAAAGUAACAAUUUUUUUUUUCAAUUAGAAAAAAAAUAUUGUUAUUUAUAUUUGUGAGAUUUUUUUUUUUUUUU
This is a messenger RNA of Leptopilina boulardi, 1609 nucleotides long. RefSeq names its product mannose-1-phosphate guanyltransferase alpha-A (gene Gmppa). The record is from RefSeq and is a predicted model, not a curated record. Gene Ontology annotation, biological process: biosynthetic process. The coding region runs from base 226 to 1509 and encodes 427 amino acids. Lineage: Eukaryota; Metazoa; Arthropoda; Insecta; Hymenoptera; Figitidae. The transcript has 5 exons. Gene Ontology annotation, cellular component: cytoplasm.